AUUAUACCCCUGCAUUCACGGCCUUUGCUAAGGAGCAACUUGCCUCCUCAAUUGACCUCCUGCGUAAAAGCAUCUACCACCAUCAGCACCAAGUCCUCGCACGUUCGGCACCUUCCCCUUGUUGCUCACGCUACAAUAGCGUAAACAUGAUGCUGCUUCAAAGCCGUCGCGUGGCGCUCGGCGGCCGGGAUCAUCGAGCGGCGACGACCCGAGUCCGCUUCUGUGCCCACCCUCGCCGUAUCAUCCGCGCGACUCAGGUUUUGGUCAACGCCUCGGCCGCGGCCGCGGCGCCGCUACCUGGCGGCAGCAGCUCCAGCUCUCUGGGCGGCCUGGCCAUCCUGCAGAACACUCGCCCCGUGGACCGCCUGCGCUUCCAGGCCAUCCUGGUGUUCCAGCACUUUGACACCGAGAAAACGGGUCGGCUGGCUCCGGAGCAGCUGACUGCAUACGAGGCGUACAGCGCGGAGCGGUUCGGCACCGCGGCGGCUGAGGCGAUGAAGCCUGCGUUUGAGCGGGCGCGGGCGGCGGCGGCGGCGGUGCCGGGCGGCAGUCUGGACAUGGAGGCGUUUAUUGACCUCGUGCGAGACCAGGUCAAGGUGGCCACCACCAGCCGUGAGUUCCCGCGCUUCGUGUUCCCGGAGCAGGAGCUGGGCAAGCUGGCCUGGGGCGCCUCGCUGUCCACCGCAGAGCUGUCGUCCGCGCUCGCCGUGUUCCGACUGCUGGACUUCAACCUGGAUGGCUACGUGAAGCUGGAGGACCUGCGGAGGGCACAGGGCAUUGAGCGGGAGUUUGUGAAUGAGAAGCUUGAGGACGCGGACACCAACGAGGACGGAUUCCUGAACUUCAAGGACUUCCUCACAAGCUAUGCGCGCGACCGGCCCGUCAUAUUGAACAUGCUGGUGCUGCUGGCACACACGGCGGCGUUCUGGCUCAUCUUCAACCUGCCCGGACUGGAGCUGCCUGUGAAGGCGAUCAUGGCGUUGGGCCUGAUGCUGAAGCCGCAGUUCGUGACCGGGCCCGUCAUCAAGCUGUACACCAUCUUCCAGACCAUCUUCAACCGCGCAAAGGCGGAGAUUGCGAUGGCCAAGGAGCGGGACCAGUAGGGGGGCUGCCAGGUUACCACAUAAGAAUACGGAUGUUACAGAGGGGACAGUCCCAGCACCCGAAGACGCCGAGCCAUCACAUGCGAGGUUAGCACAUAAGGAACGGGUUGAUGACCGGGACCAGGCUGGCGUACGGGGCAGCAUUGUGCGCAGGGGAGUGGAGCUGUCGGUGGCGUGGGGGCUGGUAGGGGGUGGGAGUUUUGGAGCUGGCGUGCCGCGCACACGGACCGCAGCUUGUAGGGUCUUGCUGCGGCAUGUGACACGUGUGACAGCCAGAAGUGAAGGGACCAGGGGAGGUUAGGACGUGAGGUUGGGAAGGUUGACAGGGUCAUGCUUGUGUUGGUGCGCUGUACAAGCGGGGCUGCAGCCAUGGUGCUCCAUCUGUGGCUGACCUGUUGACAGCCCCAGAGGUCGGCACAAGGACUGAAGGAGGCCGCCAGGCAGCGCAACUGGUCGCUGUGGCCGUGUGUGACGGGUGCAACCCACAAUACCGUAGAUUCAAGUCUGGGCUUGUUGAGAGAACGGACGGGAGAGCGCAUUGACUUGAGCGUGUUGUGUUGGAUUGCUGCGUGGGAGAGAAAGUAUGAUUGAGAGAGGCAAGAAAGGCAGUUGUGCGGUUGAUAAGACUCGACCUGACAGGCUGACAUGGCGGCGUCAAAGCAACCUCUGCGGGGGGGACGUCGGUGCUGCUGCAGUGCUGCUGCAGUGCGUGAGCUGCUGGAGGAGGGAGGAAUAGACGCUGCCAGAUUCGCUGUUUCGCUGACGCGAUAGACUGGCUGAGGCACGGCACGGCACGAUCUCGGGACUCAACGGACCCAAAACUUCGAGCUUCUUCAUGGCCAUGUGAAUAUGUCCGAUGA
Chlamydomonas reinhardtii is the source of this 1963-nucleotide messenger RNA. RefSeq lists its product as uncharacterized. Gene Ontology annotation, molecular function: calcium ion binding. NCBI's taxonomy places the organism in Eukaryota, Viridiplantae, Chlorophyta, Chlorophyceae, Chlamydomonadales, Chlamydomonadaceae. The transcript is spliced from 9 exons. The record is from RefSeq and is a predicted model, not a curated record. Bases 147 to 1103 code for a protein of 318 amino acids.